CUAGGGUUUUAGUUGAAGAAGAUUUGAAACGGAAAACAGACCGAAGCAGCUGCAGCAGCUCGAGCUAAAAUCAGAGGGUUUUUACUCUCUCUUUCGCAGCGGAGAAACCGACUGUGAUUCUCUUUCUCUCUCAGCAGAGAAAACGAGUCGUGACUCUCUCUCUCUUUCUCUCCGAGGAGAAAAGGAUUCCUGAUUUUUUCUAACCAGAGAAAAUUUCAAGGAUCAUGGGCUCACCGAAUAUCAAAGACCUCUUUACAUCAUUCAGUCCUUCGUUGGACUUUUUAGCCAUUACUUCAGGAGAUGGUCGGAUUAAGAUAUGGGACACUUUGAAGGGACAAGUACAGACCGAGUUUGCAGACAUCACAUCAACUGAUGACACAAAUCUGUCCAGUAAGUCUGAAAGCGGGCAUCUUUCACUUGAUUACACUUGCAUGAAGUGGGUGCAUUUCGGGCACAAGAAGAAAAGGAAACCUGCGCAUUCGUUGUUAGUGUUAGGGACGGGCAGUGGUGAUGUUUUGGCUCUGGAUGUUGCAGCUGGUCAGCUGAGGUGGAGAGUAAAUGACUGCCAUCCUGGGGGUGUCAAUGCCAUUUCUUCUUCUAACAAGGGUUCAUGCAUAUAUACUGCGGGUGCUGAUGGUAUGGUUUGCCAGAUUGAUUUGUCUGCUGGGAGCCUAUUAGGGAAGUUUAGGGCAUCUACAAAGGCGGUGUCCUCUUUGUCCAUCUCUUCAGAUGGGAAAAUAUUAGCCACGGCAGCUGCUCAGUUGAAAAUUUUUGAUUGCCCUGAUAAUAAAAAGAUACAGAAGUUUUCUGGCCAUCCUGUUGCUGUUCGUUGCAUGAUCUUCACCGAAGAUGGGAAGUACAUCCUAUCUUCUGCUCUUGGUGAAAGAUACAUUGCAAUGUGGAAAAUAGAUGGUGUCAAAAAGCAAUCUGCAAGCUGUGUGCUUUCGAUGGAUCAUCCCGCAGUCUUUCUGGACAGUAAGGGCACAGAAAGUGGGGAAACAGAUGAUGAAAGUUUAAAUGUUUUAGCCAUUUCAGAGUUAGGUGUUUGCUAUUUUUGGCAUGGGAAGAACAUCGAGGAAUUACGCAAUUCUAAGCCUACAAAGAUCUCAUUAUCUCCUGAGGCAUCGCUCCCGAAGAAUCACAAGGGUUCGGUACCUACCAUAUUUGCUGCAAACUUACAAGGCAUUGUGAAACCUGCCUCUGGGCAAGUGUUUGUUGCUUAUGGUUCCAUAGUAAAGCCAUCAUUUGAGAAACUCCUAGUUCAGCGUGGUAUUGAUGUGAACUUAAACAGCUCCCAUGAUGGGGUUCUUUUGCCAAAAGAUUGGUCUUCUUCCAAGUCCCAGAAAGGCCAUGUGUUGCAAAAUGAAGUCAUCGCUUUAGACCGUGCAAAUGCUGAAGAUGCGGUACUUCCAAUACCAAAGCUACAUGAUGUUCAUGUCAAAAAGAGAAAGCACAAUAAGAUGCAAACUACCGUUGAUCAUGAAGAAGUAAUGGCUGAUGUUGUCGUUAGCAGGAAGAGUGAAGUUGGGCCCUUGAGCAUUGAAGAUGACCGGGAAAAGGUUGAAGAAGAUCCUGCUACAAUAUGCAUGGAGGACAGGCUUAGAUCACUAGGAAUCCUUGCUAAAGAGGAAGAUCUUGGUAAAGAGAAUUAUCUGGAGAUCCACCGAUUGGUUGAAGCUAACAUGCCAACAAAGAAGAUUCGGGCUGUUGUCUUAUCUAUGAGCCCCAGUGAUGCGUACAAGUCUCUGAAGGUCUUAGUGGCUGCAUGGAGGUCAAGGUCAGGCAGUGGAAAAUAUGUUCUUCCAUGGAUAUGCAGUAUAUUAGUGAACCACAGUCGCCAUGUAAUAUCUCAGGAGCCGUCUGUACACAUGCUUGAUACCUUAUGCGAGAUGACGAAGUCCAAAUGUGCAGCUAUUCAACCUCUAUUACAGUUGUCUGGCCGUCUGCAGCUCAUCAUGGCACAGGUCGACAAAGCAGGACAGAACACAGGUCCAGCACUAUCAAACGGUCAUCAGGUGGAUGAAAGUGACGAUGAAGACGAAGAUGAAGAUGUUGACGAAGUCGUUUAUGGACAAGAAGAGGAAGAGGAGGAAGAAGAUAAAUCCCCAAGUGAUAGCGAUGUUGAUAACUAGGCGCAUCGAAGAUCAAAAGCAAAAGUAGAAGUCACGGCGGUGAAAAAUCAAGAUGCAUGGAACAAGGUUCCAGAAAUCACCAAUCAACUCGCAAUUUGCAGUCACAUGCUAAUCAGUUUGUUGAGAGCUGCUCACGGAUCUCUUGCUGGUUCGAAUUUUGGUAACUACGAGUUCAAUCUUUUUAGUUCGGUAUUUCUGAUUUUUUCAGGCUCUGUUGACAGAUGCCUGGAUUUUGGUCUUGCUAAGAGGUACAAAAAUAGCUCCAACUGAUAUGAUGGUAAAAAAGAAAAUCCCAUGUCUUCAGUGUAAUAGGCAUUAUUUAUGCUAAAAUAUAAUAUCCUUGCUGCCGUCUACACAAAAUAGAAUCUGAUUGGCAUUGGUUGAUAUGGCUAGCAGCCACAACUGGUGUUGGAAGCAGUUCUUUUGACAUUGGCAAUAUUCUCUCUUCCUUCCUUUC
This is a messenger RNA of Magnolia sinica, 2589 nucleotides long. RefSeq lists its product as uncharacterized. The record is from RefSeq and is a predicted model, not a curated record. The transcript is spliced from 14 exons. NCBI's taxonomy places the organism in Eukaryota, Viridiplantae, Streptophyta, Magnoliopsida, Magnoliales, Magnoliaceae. The coding region runs from base 225 to 2132 and encodes 635 amino acids. Gene Ontology annotation, molecular function: protein binding.